GCGUGUUCAUACACACUACCGAGGCAGGCAGCAGCAGGCAUUCUGGUGACUUAUUGCGCUACAGAGCAGCUGCGCAGGUUCUGAGGAUGCGGUGACAACAUCAGGAACAGUUCCAUUAAAAAAAGAGAGAUGCACUUGUCUAACAGAGUUAUUUAAAUUUCCCGAGAGUUUGAUCUGAGCGCUUUCUUUACGUCUCUGUCGCUUGGUGAAUGCGCCCCCAUUGUCAACCUGCUGGGGGCCUAACAGUGAAGCAGCACCCGGCUUUAUGAAUGGGGAUGCUAGGUUUCCAGGCUGACUGCAGUUGACACGCAUCUAAAUUUGCUCCAAGAUCUCAAACAAGGAUUACAUUUGAAGGCUCUUUGUGCGUAAGAAAACAGCCACCAUGCCAAUACUAAAACAGCUAGUGUCUGGCUCCUCCCAGACCAAGCGCCGCUCACGCAUGGACCUAACCAGGGAGAUGAUUAGUGCUCCACUGGGCGACUUUCGCCACACCAUGCAUGUUGGCCGCAGUGGUGAUGCAUUCGGGGACACCUCCUUUCUCAGCACCCGCUCAGGAGAACCUCCCCCUGAGACCAAUUUCUUUCCCCGCUCUCCCCGGCCUGGCCUCCUGUCUCGCACCUUCAGGAGCAGCAAACGCUCCCAGUCGGUGACCAGAGUUGACCAGCAGAGUGACAGCACCCUGGUGAGUCCUGGUGGGUCACCCACCUAUGUGAAGAAUGCCAUGUCUUUGCCCUUUCUCAAUGAUGACGACAGAGGGGACAGCAUGGUGGCUAAGAGUUUGUCCUCGAGUCCUUUAAAGCCUCACAGUGAGGUGGAUGGGAGAGGUGCAGCUUCAGCUGCUCACUUCCUGGAGCUGGAAGAACGCAGCUUUGGGGAGCUGACUGAGCUUCCGGAGAGCUCCCACCACUACGGAGGAGGUAUGAAGCAUGCCGAGUCAGUAAUGUCUUUCCAUGUCGACCUUGGACCCUCCAUGCUGGGUGACAUCCUGGGGGUGAUGGAGAAGGAGGAUGAUGAUCUUGGCUACGAGGAGGGCAAGAGCAGCGAGGGCCGUGCCUCACCAACUCUCAGCACCCACUGUGAGGAAGAAUAUAGUAUGGAGAGAGAAAAAGAUGAGGAUGCAGAGGAGGAGAUGGAAGAAGAGGAAGAAGCUACAGAUCUCCGCCAGCAGGCCUCAAUGCAUCAAGCUAACUCUGUAGAUCUUGGGACUGAGAACGGAGGGCCCUACACCCCGGAGUACACUCCCGAGACUCGGCCAAAACACUUGCAACAUCUUGACAGCUGCUCCAUGUCCAGCUCUGGCUCUGCUGCCCUGGAUGAGAAACCAAACAGCCAGACGUAUACAGGAGAUACAGACAGUGCCACUUUCAGUGCCCCGCCAGAGGAGGAGAGCAACUUCUCCUCUUUCUUGGAGGAUGAAGAUGAUGAGAUCCAUGUAUGAGACUCUGAAGAAAUAAAUAAACACAUAUAUAGGGCAGAGCUCUGGAAGGGGUUCAUGUGAAACUGGCAAGUCCUUUGACAAUGUGGAUUUUCACUUGAACAGGAAUAAAGACUGUUGUUGUCAGUUACUGUGGGAAUGAGAGUGUGAAGAAGAUGGAGGCCACUUGCUUUGUAGGUCUGCAAGAAGACAGUGACUGCUCCUUUUCUGGAAAAGCCCCUCUCCAUCUGUUAGAGCCUUUCCCUCCACUGUCUGUCAAUCUGUCUCUCCCUUUUUGAACAUUGACUGAACCUGCAUGGAAGAGCAACCACACUUUGUCUAUAGAACAUUGCAGAAGUAAAAGGGGAGGACGGUUUUGAAAGAGACUUUUAAGAAAAGAAUAAACUUCACGCUUUCUCUCCCCUUCCUCUGUCUUGAUACUUCACAUGUGCUCAUUUUGAUUCGCCUAUCCACUUCUUGUGCUUUCUCUCACUGGUGUUGGGGCAUCAUGAUGGCUGGGCUGAACAGAAGGCCUCUGUCAACACAGGAUCACUGGUGGGUAUCUUGUCACAAUAAAGGGGGCUGUGUUUGUCACUAGAGUGUGAAGCCCUGCCUUGAGCCCCUUUCAUCUGAAAAGAUAGUGAUAUAAGUGCCAUAGAUCUGUCCGUUUUCUCCCUUAUGUAACUCAGGGUCCUUGCGAUGCUGCUGAAAGGCUGCCAUUUCCUGCUGUAAAUCAGGACCACAACGCCCAAAACCAAAAGCCUCUUCUGUUUUUAAUUCACUGGGGGUGCCACACAGGCUUAACCUCAGUGUAAAUUAGAGAAAGGCUGUGUUGCAAAGCUAAUGGAGAUGCAGGGAUUGUAGAGCUUUUGUAGUCUCUUUUGCAAUGAACAAAUCAUUUUUCUUUGUUCUAUCCUUAAACCAUUAUGAUGAUGCAUUUACAGAUUUCAGAUUACUGACAUGAAUUGGCCAUCUUCUUGAUAAUCUUCAUUAUUUCAAGUUGAAACUGAAAAGAGUUUAACCACUUCCUUCCUUGUUUUUGUACAUCCGAGCAGCUGCAGUGGUACAACUGAACUGUGUAAAAGAUAGUGAUCCUUAUUAGUCCAUGGGCGGUCUUUUAUGUAUAAAACAGUUUCCCCUGUUAGUCAUGAAGAUGGCUUUAGGGUAUGUAUUGUUGAAAAUCGGUGCACCAGCAGGCACAUUUAAACCAGACACUACUAGUAUUUGCUGUUUAAUACCUGUUCUUGCUUUUUAAUCUUUGAGAAAAAAAAAAAAACUUUGCUAUGAAUAUGUUAUGUCUGUGUAUAGAGUGGAUGAAAGAGAACACAGCCAGCAAUAGCAUUAAAGCAUAAAAAAAGCUAUUUCUGUGCAACUUGACAGUCAUUGCAGCUUGACUGUAUCUCUUGCAUCAUUAAAAGCUGCGGUCAGAAGUAUUGGGGCUCAGUUGUGCUGACUGAUUUCAUUGCCUUAACUGAAACUGACAGAUGUGCCAAAUCAUAAUUUUCCAGCUAAAAAUAAUUUUACUUGUGGAACUCACUUUUUGGAGAGCCUGUCAAAUCUGUCUGUCACUUCCUUCUUCUGUAUGGGUAAUCAAUGUUGAAUUUAAGACUUUAGAUCAAAUUAAAAGAUGUAUAUAUGUGUUCUAAAAUUUCAAUCAAGCAGGAAAAGAAUGAAUUCGCAAAACUGGAUUUAUAUUUCCUAUCACUCCAACACUACAAAAAAUAUUCAGGUUGUUUUCUAGGGUUAAAAAUUUUGUGCGAAUGGGAAGUUGUCUGUGAUGCCCUUUCUGUAAAUUGAUGUACAGUAUAUUAUGCCUUACUUCUUUACUGUUACCUUCUUUCUUAAUUAUCUAAAAUAACCUUUAUUUUUCAAUAAAAGAAAUCCUGAACAUCUU
Messenger RNA from Etheostoma cragini (Arkansas darter), 3308 nucleotides. It is a transcript of the gene cdc42ep4a, whose product is annotated as CDC42 effector protein (Rho GTPase binding) 4a. Bases 383 to 1438 code for a protein of 351 amino acids. NCBI's taxonomy places the organism in Eukaryota, Metazoa, Chordata, Actinopteri, Perciformes, Percidae. The record is from RefSeq and is a predicted model, not a curated record. The transcript is spliced from 2 exons.